This is a messenger RNA of Chionomys nivalis (European snow vole), 1096 nucleotides long. RefSeq names its product transmembrane protein 171 (gene Tmem171). The transcript has 4 exons. Bases 119 to 1096 code for a protein of 325 amino acids. Lineage: Eukaryota; Metazoa; Chordata; Mammalia; Rodentia; Cricetidae. The record is from RefSeq and is a predicted model, not a curated record.
AGCCAGGCGUGCGGCGGAGAGUCCCAGGAUCAGCACAGAGCCUAAAACUGCGGGAGAGAAGGAAACGUAUUUCCCCUUCACGUCGGAGAACAGCAAGGGAGCCUUUUCUUUUCUGGCCAUGUCUUCCGUAGGAACGACUGAGCCAGAUAGGGACCAGAGGGACACGCAUGUCAGCAAGCUCAUUUUCUUCCUCUUCAUCCUCGGUGCCGUCCUGUUGUGUGUGGGAGUCCUGCUCUCCAUCUUCGGCUACCAGGCAUGCCAAUAUAAUAGGCCCCUCUCACACUGCAGCAUGGUGCUAAAGAUUGCUGGGCCGUCGUGUGCCGUGGUGGGGCUUGGGAUUGUGAUUCUGGCCCGCUCCCGGGCGCGCCUGCACCUGCGGGAGGAGCAGCGGCGAGGCCACCAGGACCCUGACCAAUCCUUCGUCUGUGGGGAGAGCCGCCAGUUCGCCCAGUGCCUCAUCUUUGGGUUCUUAUUCUUGACCAGCGGCAUGCUCAUCAGCGUGCUGGGUAUUUGGGUGCCUGGAUGUGGCUCAGAAGGGGAACAGGAGGAGUCAACGAAUGAGAUGGACACUGGAGAAGCGGAGCCCCAGAUCUGCAGCUUCCUGUCUCUGCAGAUCAUGGGGCCCUUGAUUGUGCUUGUGGGACUGUGUUUCUUUGUGGUGGCCCAUGUUAAGAAGAAAAAUAACUUGAGUUCCAGCCGAGAUACCUCUGAUAUGGAAGGGGGACACGCCCACAGUAUGGAGCCCGUCCAUAUCACUGUAGGUGACUCGGUGAUAAUAUUUCCACCCCCUCCACCGCCUUACUUUCCUGAGUCUUCGGCAGGCACUGGACCUCCUGGGCCUAACAGCUUGCACCACAAUGAAAACCCACCUUCCUAUUCCAGUCUUUUUAACUAUGGGAGGUCCCCAACUCCUGAGAUCCAGGGUGCAGCCUCUGAGAGAGAACGGGAACUCAUAUACACCAUAUCUGGACCGGGGUCACCCUCCGAGAGCUCACACCCUGGACAUCUUUCACUGGAUCUGCCCCCUAGAUACGAAGAGAAAGAAACCGCCCUAGCCACACCCUCGGAUGCACCUUCUGAGCCGUCCCCACCAUGA